AUGAGCGCACGUAAGAGCAACACCCAACAGCGAGUGGAGCACGAGCUGAGGGAGGAGCGCGCCAGGGAACAGCCAGUGGCGAAACGGAGACGGGACUCCGAUUCCGUUCUCCAGCUUCUGGCGUCCCCCCUGGUGUCGCGAUCCCCGUCACCGGUCAGCGAGGCUGACGAGGAGUCCACCGGGGAGAUCUUGGACGUGGAGCUGCCGUCCGAGGAGGAGGACCCAGGCGCAGACGCGACGGAGAUCGCAGAGGUCGUCGCCAUCUCCUUUGACGAGAGUGGACCAGAGGACGCGAGUGAGGAGGAGGAGGAGGGGACGGAGACCGUCAGUCCCGACGUGGCGCGGCGAGCUGCGAGGGACCGGAUGGUCUUCCGCCGGUUGAGCAGGGCGACGGCAGGGCUCGGGAGGAUCUGCCUAGGGCAGAUACCACCGUCGGGCAAGCCCAAGGAGUGGGCUCGGAUCCUGGAGGCGCGGGCGGGGCAGCCGCAGCCGCCGCUACCGCCACCACGUUCGCCGACGCCACCACCACGAUCGCCGUCACCGCUGCCAAACUCACCAUCACCACCACCAUUGUCGCCGCCGAGGCAGCAUGAGUGGCACCUGCCACAAGCGCAUGUCGCGCAAGCGGCCGAGGAGGCAGCAGAGGAGGCCAGGAUGCGAGAGGCCAUCGAAGCCAUCGAAGCCAUCGAGUGGCGCCGCCCACCGCCGUUGAACCCGCGCGAUUCGAGGGCCAAGUCGGCGAAACGCGUCGCGGAGACGGCCGAUCGCGAGGGGCUGGAGGUGACGACCGAGGAGGAACGCGAGGCCCAGGAGGGGCUGGAGAAGGGGCCAUGGGAGUGGCCAACACCGCCCGAGACGUCGCGGGACACGGCGCCACCCCCCGAAGCUGGAGCGGCAGACUUCGUGCCCGGAGUCGCGAGCCUCACCGGCGAGGCCGACGCUGCGGAGACAGCAGUCGGAGGGCGCGGAACCGCGGGGAAUCGCGGACCAAGCACGCGGGCUGGCAGAAAACACGAGGCUGCCGUAGGUGUAUGGCGAAGGGGGGGGUCACUUGCUGCCGCAAGGGUCUCCCGGGGCACGCGGUCCAGGGUCAGCACCCUGAGACAUGUCAGGGGCAUCAGGGGCAUUAUGGUCAUGGAGUCGCUGUAA
This is a messenger RNA of Drosophila elegans, 1149 nucleotides long. RefSeq names its product fibrous sheath CABYR-binding protein-like. Bases 1 to 1149 code for a protein of 382 amino acids. The record is from RefSeq and is a predicted model, not a curated record. The transcript has 2 exons. NCBI's taxonomy places the organism in Eukaryota, Metazoa, Arthropoda, Insecta, Diptera, Drosophilidae.